AGAGCUGCCACUAACAGCAGGCUCAGGCACUGGGCUCCCAGCUGGGCACUGCUCCAUGGCCAUGGAGAUAGACAGCAGGCCUGGGGGGCUCCCCAGCAGUGGCUGCAACCUAGGUGCAGCUCUAGAACACAUGCAGGCGGUCACCCGAAACUACAUCACCCACCCCCGUGUCACCUACAGGACUGUGUGCAGCGUGAACGGGCCCCUGGUGGUGCUGGACCGGGUCAAGUUUGCCCAGUAUGCGGAGAUCGUCCACUUCACCCUCCCAGAUGGGACUCAGAGGAGCGGGCAGGUGCUUGAGGUGGCUGGCACCAAGGCGAUUGUUCAGGUGUUUGAAGGGACAUCAGGGAUCGAUGCCAGGAAGACCACUUGCGAAUUUACAGGGGACAUCCUACGAACUCCGGUGUCGGAGGACAUGCUGGGUCGGGUUUUCAAUGGCUCCGGCAAGCCCAUUGACAAGGGGCCAGUGGUCAUGGCAGAGGACUUUCUGGAUAUCAAUGGCCAGCCCAUCAACCCACACUCCCGCAUCUACCCCGAGGAGAUGAUUCAGACGGGCAUUUCUCCUAUUGACGUCAUGAACAGCAUUGCCCGUGGCCAGAAGAUCCCCAUCUUCUCAGCAGCCGGUCUCCCCCACAAUGAGAUUGCCGCUCAGAUCUGCCGCCAGGCGGGGCUGGUGAAGAAGUCCAAGGCUGUGCUGGAUUAUCAUGACGACAACUUUGCCAUCGUCUUUGCAGCCAUGGGGGUGAACAUGGAGACAGCUAGAUUCUUCAAGUCUGACUUUGAGCAGAAUGGAACCAUGGGGAACGUCUGCCUCUUUCUGAACUUGGCCAAUGACCCCACGAUCGAGCGGAUCAUCACCCCGCGCCUGGCGCUGACCACUGCUGAAUUCCUUGCCUACCAGUGUGAGAAGCAUGUGCUGGUCAUACUGACGGACAUGAGUUCCUAUGCAGAGGCCUUGCGGGAGGUCUCUGCUGCUAGAGAGGAGGUGCCUGGGCGCCGAGGGUUUCCUGGAUAUAUGUACACAGACCUGGCCACCAUCUACGAGCGGGCGGGCCGCGUGGAGGGUCGGGGAGGAUCCAUCACGCAGAUCCCCAUCCUCACCAUGCCCAAUGACGAUAUCACCCACCCCAUCCCAGACUUGACGGGCUUCAUCACAGAGGGACAGAUCUACGUGGACAGACAGCUUCACAACAGACAGAUCUACCCCCCCAUCAACGUGCUCCCUUCCCUGUCGCGGCUGAUGAAGUCAGCCAUUGGGGAAGGCAUGACAAGAAAGGACCAUGGGGAUGUCUCCAACCAGCUGUACGCCUGCUAUGCCAUCGGGAAGGACGUGCAGGCCAUGAAGGCAGUAGUUGGGGAGGAGGCGCUCACCUCUGAGGACCUGCUCUACCUGGAAUUCCUGCAGAAGUUUGAGAAGAACUUCAUCAACCAGGGCCCCUACGAGAACCGCUCGGUGUUCGAGUCGUUGGACCUGGGCUGGAAGCUGCUGCGCAUCUUCCCCAAGGAGAUGCUGAAGCGCAUUCCGCAGGCCGUGAUCGACGAGUUCUACUCCCGCGAGGGGGCGCUGCAGGACCUCGCGCCUGACACUGCGCUCUAGCCCCGCUCGCCGUGGCACCCCAACACCGGCAGGGAACCUGCCCCGGGCUCCCGGGUCUCCCCUCCCUCGCCACCCAACCAGAGGCUUCUGCGCCGCCCUCCGCCCUCCGCUGGCUCCGAGGUGGUGGGGUUGCCGCACGCUCCAUCCCUUUACCUCGCUCGGUUCCUUUUCCCGCUCUCCAUGCCUCUCCCUCGACUCCCGGUGCUGCGGAAGAACCGAAGGUUGCGGUGCCUUGCUCUGACGGGAGCAUCUGUAUUUUUAUGUUAAAAGCCCACAAAAUAAAAAUAAAAGGUAACUGAGAUGAAUUUA
Messenger RNA from Symphalangus syndactylus (siamang), 1906 nucleotides. RefSeq names its product ATPase H+ transporting V1 subunit B1 (gene ATP6V1B1). Gene Ontology annotation, biological process: ATP metabolic process; proton transmembrane transport; vacuolar acidification. Gene Ontology annotation, cellular component: proton-transporting V-type ATPase, V1 domain. Gene Ontology annotation, molecular function: proton-transporting ATPase activity, rotational mechanism; ATP binding. The record is from RefSeq and is a predicted model, not a curated record. Lineage: Eukaryota; Metazoa; Chordata; Mammalia; Primates; Hylobatidae.